This is a messenger RNA of Leptomonas pyrrhocoris, 1542 nucleotides long. RefSeq names its product putative clathrin coat assembly protein. The coding region runs from base 76 to 1542 and encodes 488 amino acids. Gene Ontology annotation, molecular function: SNARE binding; 1-phosphatidylinositol binding; phosphatidylinositol-4,5-bisphosphate binding. The record is from RefSeq and is a predicted model, not a curated record. Gene Ontology annotation, cellular component: clathrin-coated pit; clathrin-coated vesicle. Lineage: Eukaryota; Euglenozoa; Kinetoplastea; Trypanosomatida; Trypanosomatidae. The transcript has a single exon. Gene Ontology annotation, biological process: vesicle budding from membrane; clathrin-dependent endocytosis; clathrin coat assembly.
AGGUAAGCAGAUUUCAGGAAUCUCCCUCUAGCACUCUUCUUUGAUUUCUCAUAUUCUAUUGCCACGAAAAGAAAGAUGAACGGUACUGACGCGAAGCAGAGCGCUGGCUACUUUAAAGAGAAGGCUGUUAUCGGCCUCAGCAACUUCACCGGGGAUGAAAUCGAUAAGGCAAUCAUGAAAGCCACAAGCCAUGCACUCAAAGCACCGAAGGAGAAGUACGUCCAGAGGCUUGUUGCGGCAUCCUACGGCCAAUACGGAUACAAGCUGAAGGAAGGCCUUUCUCAUAACGAGUAUAUUGUGCGAGAACUGGAGAAGAGGUCACACACGCACAACUGGGUUAUCGUACUAAAAACGAUGGUUGCUUUUCAUCGCCUCCUGUGCGACGCAUCUGACGACAUGGUAGAGACGAUUUGCAUUUUCCGAAACGUUUUUAAUCAGUCGCAUCUAAAGAAUCUCGCUCAAACAAAUGACGGGGCUGGGCAGGCUUACUUCAUUACACAGUACAUGGUGUACUUGGAGGAGCGCUGUGCAAUGCAGAACGCCCUCGGAAAGUGCCACCGCAUCGAACUUCCUCAAUUUGAGGAGUAUCUGAACACGCUUAACCCAGACACGUUGCAACCCGUCUUUGAAGUGUUGCUUCGGUUGCUGGAGACGUUGUCUGUGGUACAGUACCGUGAGGUCAUCGUGAACAACUUCUGUACGAUGGAGGCGUAUCAGCUUCUUGUCAAGGACGGCAAGCGUGUUUUUCAGUUGCUUGCCAAGCGUGUAAUUUUCAUUCUUGAUGGCUUCGAGGAACUGACACUUCCCGAGAAGAAGCGAUGGUUUGGGCUAUACAGGCGAUAUGAGAGCGCUUUUCUUUCUUUAAAAGCGUUCUUCGAUGCUAUUUUGCGUUCUUCAAAGGUGUUCGUGGAGCCUGUGCCGCAACUGAAGCCUCUUCCACCAUCACUGGCUGCUCGUCUGGAAAGCAACAUUCGGGCAAGCGAAAUACCAACGGAGGUGCCAUGCACGUUGGCAGAUCUUGGGAUUCGCAGCGCGGAAGACAAGCGAGUCGAGCCGGAAAAGGAGGUUCUGAAGGCUACUCCUCCGCAGCCUCAAGCGCAACCGGCGCCGCAACCGAAGACAGUAGCUCCGCCUAAGCCCGUUGUUCCGGCCUUUUCUAUGGAUGAUUUGUUCGUUUCUACUCCUGAACCCGCCAAAGCAGCACCACUACCGGCUGCCGCGGCCUUUGACCCGUGGGCAUCUCAGCAACCCGUGUCGUCUGCACAGCCUGUUGCCGCUCAAGCACAGUGGGAUAGCGGUGCCCCAACAGGCUGGUCAUCCGGGCCCCCACAAGAAUGGGCAUCUGGUGUUCCAGCUCCGGCGCAGCCGCAGAGUUCGCAACAGGCGCCUGCUCUGUACCAAGGGAGUAGUACCGCUUCUCCAGCGCCGGAAAUGAGCCCGCCGCAGACGGCAUCUCAAAGCACCUCUAAGCCAGCCACUGCGCCAAAGAAGGCGAAUGAUCCGUUCAAAGACCUCUACGACCAAUCCCACCGCAACUUUUAG